AUGCGAAGGACUUUUUCUUAUUGGGCUUCACGUGCGUGGCGAGUCCAUUCGGAGCUCAUUCAAGGCUGGAUUGCCGCCGCGUCGAGUGAGCCGCGAAAGCUACAGCAGGCACGGUCUUACCUGUACGAUUUGAAGCUUGAGGACGCAAUUGAGGAGGUUGAAGAUGCGACAGACCUCGUGUAUUUUAUGCAUCGUGUCUCGUAUCCGGCAGGAAGUCAUCUGGAGACAAAAGUGGGCCAGUUUCUUUCCAGGUUAUCGGAGCAGCUGACACGCGAAAAUUUGCUGGAAAUUGUCAAGCGACUGAAUGAGCAGCCCAACUCAGGUCCGCUUUGGUCACGUGUUGUAUUUGAGCAGCCUUGGUUUUCUGGUCGAGUUGAGGAGCUGCUGGAGGGGCUUACGCUAGAAGAGCACGUGACUUUUUGUGCUGUCGUCUGGCGUUCUCUGCUCCCUAUGCUUCAGUCACAUUCAUCUCAGCAUGCGACGCGUGGGGCCGCUGUAGCCGUGUCACAGCAACUCGCGUUAUUAACGGCACAGCGCAUUGAACGGAGCAAUGACUGUCAGGCGGUGUGCCUGUGCGCGCAGUUAGGGGUUCCUCUUCAAGGGGAAAGUCUUGCAGUGCUUCGAGAGCUCAUCCUUUCCCUAACACGCGGUGGCAAUCUUAGCCCUGAACAAAUGAUAACGGUGGCAGAGGGCAUCUUGGCACACCACUCUACUGACGCAGAGUGGCUAGACGCUCUACAGGUGGCAAUUUGUGGGAAACCGCUCGGCAGCGUCAGUGCGUCACAUGCUAUUGCUAUUCUACGCGCAGUGACAAGCGCGCGGUCGGGACAUCUCAGCAAAAUGUUUGAGGACCUACUGCUGCGUGUUCUCCCCGACAUGUCACCGGAGGACAUGCUAGGCUGUUGUAGGAGCCUUACCGUCAUGCCAAACGCGGCGCCUUGUCUGCGAAAAGAGCUUCAGAGGCUCCUUUGUUCCAAAACUUCGCUUGGCAAGGGAGCAUCCGAUAGAUACGACGAUGCCUUGUUGUUGCAGCUUCGUGGUAUGUCACUGAUUGCGCCGUCAGAGGCUACUAAGUUGCUUUUGCGGUUUGUGGACCAGCUAAAAGGCACUGAAAAGAUUUCUUCGCCAUCCAUGACGCAAAUUCUUCUUCGGUGUAUGCGGGAUUUGCAACUCUUUCCUCCUGAACUUGUAUCGCACUGCAAAAAUUCCUUUCUUCAGAACACUCCUUCUACUUUUACUCAAGAAGACAUCGCCUAUUUGCUCUAUGCGGCUGCCCGUGCAGGGGAAGCAGUGGAUGGCAUUUUCUUCAAUGAGUUACUGAAUCGUUUUGCCGCUACGCGUAAGUUUGAUCGCCGCAAACAUAAGGCUUAUCAUGGGAACCUUCUUUCCAUUCCUACGGUGACGAUGGUAUUAGAGUCCUUUAAUGUCGCGAAAGGGGGGAGACUCUCAGUGGAGUCAAAGGUGUAUGCAGUGUUGCGUGACGCAAUAGAGCAGCAGCAGCAGCAGCAGCGCCCGGAGGGGAUAAAAAUGGAAGACGCCAUGCAUAUUCUGAAAUUGCUUGUGCAUCUUGGGGUAGAUGACAGAGGAUUAACAACGCUUCUACUGACCCGGCUUUCAAAAGCCAUUGGCUCCAUGACACCCAUCCAUGUGAGGACUCUUUGUGAAGUGUUAGUGGCGCUUAAAUCCCGUGACGUUCUUAUGUUUCGCGCACUUCUUUCUCAUUUGUCUCAAAUUUCGCCCGACCACGAGAGUAUUACUUCGACGGCAUUAACUGCGCGGAAGCUAAAAUUCGUUCCAUAUUUUGAGCAAUCUGUGCUGGUAGAACAUGUCACUUCGAUUGAAGGCUGGAGCUUGUCAGACAUUGUAUUGGUGGCAUGUACGUGUAGCGAAAAGCAGCGUAAAGCCUUUUUGGCCCUGCCAGGAGCAGAAGUACUUUCCCAGGCACGUCCAGAAGAAUUGUCGACGCUCGAUUUAUUCCUACUUCUUUCCAUUUCAAAUGAGGACAGGGAGAAAACGGCCGCGAUUGCAGCAACGUUGAGGUCUCGUCCUCCGAUUGCAGCGGGAGAUCUGGAGGUUGAAGAUGUAUGGCGAGCCUUUGUUAACGUUGCGGAUGACAAAGAGGCACUCGCAGCGGUGUGUCGCUCCGGUGCCGCCACGUUGCAAACUGCGGAUGAGAACACGUUGAUGCGCUUUCUCGAGGCGGCAUCAAAUGUGCCAGAGCUUCCUAACGUCUUUUUUAGAGUGGUAGGAAGAACUGUUCUACGGCUUGCCAAUAACAUGACCGUCGAAAAUGCGUUGCGAUGGUUGGAACUUUACGUUGGACAUCAGAUUCGGGAUGACAGUGUGGGUAAGGCCCUUCUUUCCAAAGUGCGAACACGUAGCCAUAAUGCCGCGUCCCUUGUCGAUAAGACGCUCCGAAAAGCAUCCACCAUGUACGGAAAAACGUACAAUACACAGGGUAAGUUAAGGAAGAACAAAGAGAAGGUUGAAUGGCGUUAUUUCCAUCAAGAUUAA
Trypanosoma cruzi is the source of this 2514-nucleotide messenger RNA. RefSeq lists its product as uncharacterized. Lineage: Eukaryota; Euglenozoa; Kinetoplastea; Trypanosomatida; Trypanosomatidae. The transcript has a single exon. The coding region runs from base 1 to 2514 and encodes 837 amino acids. The record is from RefSeq and is a predicted model, not a curated record.